Messenger RNA from Camelina sativa (false flax), 2538 nucleotides. Lineage: Eukaryota; Viridiplantae; Streptophyta; Magnoliopsida; Brassicales; Brassicaceae. The record is from RefSeq and is a predicted model, not a curated record.
UUGAUUUCUCUCAGCUUAAAGACUUUUUAACCACAUCUCCAGAGUUAGAAAACAACAGAAGGAGAAGAAGAAGAGAGUGAAAAAAAGCUUAGAUCUGCUUCCAAAAUUGAAAAUUAGGGUUUGAGUGGACAUGUCUGCCCCUUUUUAUUCUCCGAUUGAUAUGCAAGAGAUCGUUCAAAAUCCUCCUGGGUUUGAUACGCAGCCAGUCCCAAUCAGUACUUACCAUGACAAUCAACCUGUCCCGCUUUCAACUUACCGUGAAAACGAUUCUGAUCAUCUCGACCCCACUCAGCAAGAGAAAGAUGACUUCUGGGAAACCGGUUUCAACAGGGAAGAGGCCAUUGAAGAUCCAGAGCCCUCUCAGGCAAAGGAGAAUGGAAAGAGAAGCGUAGACAACAGCUCCUUCACUCAUGGGGAAACCGAUCUUAACCAGCUUCCAGCUAUUCCCCCGGUUUCAACUGGUCAAGGUCUGCCAUAUGCUCCUGUUGAUUGGCCAUGCCCGGGUGAUGUUUGGACUUGGAGAGUUGGAAGGAGAGUGACUGCUACUGGGUAUCAUCAGGAUAGGUUUCUGAUUCUCCCUCAAAAGCUUCAGCAAAAGAAUGUCCCAAAGUCUUUCGCUAGCAAAACCACUCUUUUUGAUACGCAGCCAGUCCCAAUCAGUACUUACCAUGACAAUCAACCUGUCCCGCUUUCAACUUACCGUGAAAACGAUUCUGAUCAUCUCGACCCCACUCAGCAAGAGAAAGAUGACUUCUGGGAAAACGGUUUCAACAGGGAAGAGGCCAUUGAAGAUCCAGAGCCCUCUCAGGCAAAGGAGAAUGGAAAGAGAAGCGUAGACAACAGCUCCUUCACUCAUGGGGAAACCGAUCUUAACCAGCUUCCAGCUAUUCCCCCGGUUUCAACUGGUCAAGGUCUGCCAUAUGCUCCUGUUGAUUGGCCAUGCCCUGGUGAUGUUUGGACUUGGAGAGUUGGAAGGAGAGUGACUGCUACUGGGUAUCAUCAGGAUAGGUUUCUGAUUCUCCCUCAAAAGCUUCAGCAAAAGAAUGUCCCAAAGUCUUUCGCUAGCAAAACCACUCUUGCUCGCUAUGUCCAAUCGAAUUUCCCAGACAUGGAUGCUGAUGCAUUCUUUGCAUCUUUUAGCUGGAAGAUUCCAGCUCUCUUCCAGCCUGCAAAUAAAGUUGAUGCUGCGUCUCUUUUUGAGGAGACACCAAAGGAAGUGCAGACCGAGGUUGGCCAGAAUGAUGAGAAUGCUCAGGAUGUGAAAAAAGAAGGAAACUCCCGAUACAGCCAAAGGAAGAGGAAACCAAUGCCGACACAAACAUAUGAACCUGCUGAAGAGAAACCUAAACCAACUCCCCGAGGUAGCAGCAACAAGAAGAAAGCCGCAACUCCUGCCACUGGACCGCAGUCCUCAACCAAACCGAAAUCAUCUCGACAAUCUACAAGACGCGCCUCGAACCAGCAGCGUGGUGGUGCUGUGGACUUGAACUUCCAGAACGAAGAAGGUGAACCUGCUACUGCACCAAAAACUAGUAACAAGAGAAAGAAACGCGGAGCUAACUACGAGGAAGAAGAUGUUUCUAUUCCUCAUAUCUAUGUCUCUCCUAUGAAUGGUGUCCUCGCGGUCUCGCACUCGCCUAUCGAUGUUAACCCGGAGGAGUUUGACAGCUACCUGAACUCUCUUGAUAACCUCAUGCAGCAGCCUCCAGAAGAGGUUGGAGGAGACUCUUCUGUUCUUGUUAACGUAAGCUCUCCAAUGAGAGAAUAUGAAUGGGCUGAAGCUCGGAUGAAGAUUUCAUCUCUUCUGGAGAAGGAUUUUACUACUUUGUUCCUCUCCAAGGACGCAGCAGAGAUAGCAGCAUUGGCAACUAAACUGAGGAAAGAUCCAAACCUUUCCGCUGAAGAGAUUGUGAGAUUGAAGCUGAUGGAAGAGAUUCCAACGUUUAGCGAAGUGUACCAGGAGAACAAAGGGGUGAUUGAAGAUGCUGAUAGGUUCUUCUCUGCGCUGGAGCUUAACAAAGCCAAGGUAGCAUCACUUAAAUACGAAUACAGCGACCUGAAGGACAAACUAGGGAGUAUCCAGAUGGAAGUCGACACAAACGCUGAGACAAUCCGCCAAGUCGAUGACCAAAUCGCUCAGCUUCAAGCUAGACGGUCUGAGUUGAAGCGGUACAUCGGGAACAAGGAGAAAGAAAGGGUUGAUCUAAGCUACGGUCAGAAAAUGGUAGCGAACUCGAUCCCAAAACUCGUACAGGAAGUUCAAUCAGCCAACUCAAAGAAGCCUGAAUGGGAAUGCAAGAAGGAUAAUGCUCUUAAGCGUGAAGCAGAGAUUCUCUCUAAGUUCACCCCUCUCAAAGGCUUCUUCCUCUAAAUCUUGCCUCAUGUAUCCUGUUAUAAACCUUUAUCCAGUCUUAUUUUGUGUCAUCAUGUAGCCAUGUUGGUUUAUGUUGCAAGAAGUCUCUUGAAUGAAACUUGUUUUAUGUUGUUGUACUAUGGAAAACUAUCCUUUAGUUGGUAAAAAUCAGACCUUUUUGUCUU